AUGUUAUCUGAAAGUUUCUCCAGCCUCAAGGGUCUCCGCCCCUCACAGUAUAUCUUCGGCAUGCAGGCGAUCCCACUCGUAGCCAGCGGUAUCUUCACCUUGUUCUGGCCGUCAGCAGCCGCGGCUUUCCCAAACUCCCCGCUGAAGGAUAUCAGCAACGGCACAAUACAAGCGAUCAGUCUAACGUCUCUCUCACUGGGAUCUUUCUACACGAUCGCCGCGUACCAAAACAACACCCCAAUGAUGAUCGUUUCUGUUCCCGGUAGACUCCUGGCUGCUUUUGUAUUUCAUCAAGCUGGCGGGGGAUGGCGCGACGUUGCUCCUUUCGAGGGCGUAAUGGGCCUUUUCACGGCAGUGGGUAUUUAUUGGGAUUGGGUCGCUGGCCGCUCAGCAAGGGAGGUUAAGGAAGAAUGA
Molecule: messenger RNA, 414 nt
Organism: Penicillium manginii
Lineage: Eukaryota; Fungi; Ascomycota; Eurotiomycetes; Eurotiales; Aspergillaceae
Exons: 2
Coding region: 1-414 (137 amino acids)
Source: RefSeq, a predicted model, not a curated record